Chironomus riparius is the source of this 730-nucleotide messenger RNA. The record is from the annotation of a GenBank genome assembly. NCBI's taxonomy places the organism in Eukaryota, Metazoa, Arthropoda, Insecta, Diptera, Chironomidae.
CAACAAAUACUUUUGAAGUGAAAUCUCAACUUUCUAAAUUUUUUUUAUCGCUUAUCGGCCGUCUCUCGUAACAUAAUCCAGAUAUCCUUAUAUAGCAAGGUAAUUAAAAUCGAACAAUUAAGUGGUGUUGGUAGACGAUAAAUUGAGAAUCUAUGAAUAUUGCUGCUAACUUGAUAAGAUACAAUAUCGUCAAUCGAUUGAGGAAUAGAAAAAUUUCUAGAAUAUUCAGUUAUGCACUAACAGCCAACAUAUUCACAACCACAGCAAGAAGCAACAACAAGAACCAAGACAAUCAAACAACAAAAAUGGAAUUCGAUAAGGAAAAGUUGAAGGAACGAUUGACUCCAUUGCAGUAUCACGUAACUCAAGAAGCUGGAACUGAGCGGCCGUUCACGGGAAAAUAUAAUAAAUUUCAUGAAAAAGGAACUUACGUUUGUGUGGUUUGUCAACAAGAUUUAUUCCAUUCUGAUACCAAGUACGAUAGUGGAUGUGGAUGGCCUGCAUUCAAUGAUGUCUUGGAGCAAGGUAAGGUGAAAUUAUUGAGAGAUGCAUCGCUUGGUGUUGUCAGGACAGAAGUACGCUGUAGCAAAUGUGAUGCUCAUCUUGGGCAUGUCUUCGGGGACGGACCACCACCGACUAAAAAGAGAUAUUGUAUCAACAGUGCAUCUAUUGAAUUUAUUGAGCCUGGAACAACCACAUAAAUGCUGACAACUAGAAAAAUGAUCACGAA